AUGCAAGUCCUCAAAAACACAUUUGUAGUAACUGGCGGCCUCGGAGGUGCUGGUAAAACCAUUGCGAAAAGCGUAAUAGACCAAGGUGGAUAUGUAGUGUUACUAGAUCUGCUCGAACAGAAGGCUGGAGAGGAAGCUGCGUCAGGUAUCAGCACCACUAAGGCAAUCUACGUCCAGACCAACAUCACAGACGAGAACAGCGUCAAGAAUGCGAUGCGCAUUGCAUCCAACGCUUUUGAGAAGAGGCUCUCAGGUCUCGUACACUGCGCUGGAGUGUCAAUGUCCCAGCCCUGGACCAACAGACUGGGCGACACGAUCGAUAGGGUGCGCAAGAUGACCGACAUAAAUUGGAUUGGCACAUAUAUUACCUCUGCAUUGUUUGCAGAUGCAGUCAACGAGCGAUACGAGCCGGAGAAGAUGAAGAAGGGCGAAUUGUGGACUACUAAGGAGGAAAGAGGCGUUAUCAUCAACUUCUCUUCCAUUGCAGGCGCUCAGCCCGCGUCGCGCAUCCUCGGAUAUAGCCCCGGCAAGGCGGCCGUGUCGGCAUUCUCAGUCGCUCUAGCAGACUUCCUCGGUCCUUCAGGCAUUCGUGUGAAUACAGUUAGCCCUAGUGUCAUCAACUCAGCUAUGAUGGGCGCAAGACUCCCAUACUUUAUCGCGGAUCUCUCAAAGUCUGCUUCUUUCCCGGCUAGGCCUAUUGAGCCUGAAGAGAUUUCAAGUGCAGUGUCCUUCCUGAUUAACAACUCGAUGAUGAAUGGCCAUGACCUCAAGAUUGACGGUGGAUGGCGCGUAUUCACGGAUAGAAGCGUCGAUAGGGAAGACCCGCGUGUACUUGCACCAUCCUUGGAGUAA
Molecule: messenger RNA, 852 nt
Organism: Wallemia ichthyophaga EXF-994
Lineage: Eukaryota; Fungi; Basidiomycota; Wallemiomycetes; Wallemiales; Wallemiaceae
Product: 3-hydroxyacyl-CoA dehydrogenase type-2
Exons: 4
Coding region: 1-852 (283 amino acids)
Biological process (GO): fatty acid beta-oxidation
Cellular component (GO): mitochondrion
Molecular function (GO): 2,4-dienoyl-CoA reductase (NADPH) activity
Source: RefSeq, a predicted model, not a curated record